UCGUCAGCUCCGGAGUCUUAUUUAGACUUACGAGCAUUGUAACGUUUGGCACCUUUCUUCCGGCCGAUCCAUGACUGAGCCCAUUCUUUUCUUUGACAUCCCGUCCUCGGUUCCUGGAGUUGCUUGGUCGCCGAACACCUGGAUUACCAGAUAUGCAUUGAACUACAAGGGGCUCCCGUACAAGACCGUCUGGAUCGAAUACCCGGACAUCGCAGACCACUGCCUGCGCAUCGGCGCGGAGCCGUCGAUGAUCCGCAAGAACGGGAAACCCUACUACUCGCUGCCCACGAUCCAGGACCCGAACACAGGCGCGGUCGUCUCCGAUUCGUUCCGCAUCGCCGUGUACCUGGACGCGACGUACGCGGACACGCCACGGCUCAUCCCGCAGGGCACGCGCACGCUUCAGAAGACCUUCCGCUUCGCGUUCGACAAGAUGACGGAGCCCGUGGUGCCGCUGAUCCUACCCGGCGUCCCGGACAUACUGUUCCCGCGCAGCCGGGAGUACUUCCGCCGGACCCGUGCGGAGUCGUUCGGGAAGCCCCUCGAGGAGCUGGUGCCGGAGGGGGAGGCGCGCGAUGCGGCGUGGCAGUCGUUGCAGGAGAACUAUGGCAAGUUCGCGGAGUGGCUCGAUGAGGAGAGUGCCGGCCCUUACGUCAUGGGUGACCAGUUGUCCUUUGGGGAUCUGGUUGUUGCCGGGGAGCUCAAGUGGUAUAUGAUAGGAUGGGGAAAAGAGAGCGAGUUCUGGAAGGAUCUCAAAACGUGGCACGCGGGGCGUUGGAUCAAACUGCUUGAAUCUGUCGCUCAAUACGAGGGUCCGGUCGAGAGCCCCGUGAGCUAAAUUGGAAUAGAACACAGACGUAAUACCGUGAGUUACAAGGGUAGCAUCGUCACUUGG
Mycena citricolor is the source of this 895-nucleotide messenger RNA. Lineage: Eukaryota; Fungi; Basidiomycota; Agaricomycetes; Agaricales; Mycenaceae. The record is from the annotation of a GenBank genome assembly.